AUGUAUAACUGCUCUGAAGAUGGUGAUUUUAUUGACAUCUUCGGGUCGUAUGAAAAAAUUGAUUGCCUUAGCGGUUCAAAUUAUACCGUUUUAAGUGUAAGCGGCCCAGAUUUUAAUGUCGAUGAAUAUAAUUGCACGUUGAUUAAGAUUGUUUCUGUUCCACAACUGCAACGUUAUACUGCUGGUUUCAGUUAUUUGAGUUAUUAUUCAAGGAUUGAGCUUACUUGGGAUGAGAAGUAUUGUGAUUCAUGUGGGAGACACGUUGAGGCACCUGUUGUCAAUGCUACCACAAGUACAAAUCAGGCAAUUUCACAGAGGCAAAGUUCAACACCUUCUAAUGUACACGGAGGACUUGAUCAGGUCACGAUUAACUCAUAUCCGACGGUGUUGAUUGGCCAGAGUGGCCGCCUGAUUAAACCAGAUGAUGAUAAAUGUUCAAUAUGUUUGACUGAAUACUUAGCUGGUGACACCCUUAAGAUAUUACCUGAGUGUCUUCAUCGCUUCCAUGUCGAUUGUAUUGAUCUAUGGCUAUCGGUUGAAUCCACUUGCCCAAUUUGUAGAACUCUUCCACCACGCAAUUCUUAA
Molecule: messenger RNA, 585 nt
Organism: Chenopodium quinoa (quinoa)
Lineage: Eukaryota; Viridiplantae; Streptophyta; Magnoliopsida; Caryophyllales; Amaranthaceae
Product: RING-H2 finger protein ATL57-like
Exons: 2
Coding region: 1-585 (194 amino acids)
Source: RefSeq, a predicted model, not a curated record